Molecule: messenger RNA, 3444 nt
Organism: Nilaparvata lugens (brown planthopper)
Lineage: Eukaryota; Metazoa; Arthropoda; Insecta; Hemiptera; Delphacidae
Exons: 3
Coding region: 177-2150 (657 amino acids)
Source: RefSeq, a predicted model, not a curated record
UCAGUUCAGUUGUAGUUGUCAGUCUAGUUGGGUGAAGGCAGUUUUCAGUUUAGAAGCGCGCCACUGAUAAGAGGUGUGUUAUCUGUCGCACUUUCCCUGGCAGUUGAAUGCAGUAAUGCGUUUGUGUCAAGUUGUGUGUGUGAGACUACUUGUGUGUUGGAUUGUCCUGUCUGAGGAUGGCCUGUGACCUAGUUGCACUUUUGAAAAGUUGUGAGCUGCUUCUCUGCCUAGUACUGUUCGCCUACCGCGUGUGGACAGAAUGGGAAACGCUGCAAGUUUUCUACGCGCUGGAGAAGCAGUCUCGAGAAUGGCCGCUGGCCAACAACUUUGUGCGCGACCGCAGGAACGCCAUCUUCACUGAAACAACUCUGGGCGCUUACACCCUCGUCUGCGCGGGACUCCUAAUUGGUCAUGUCACUGGCGAAUUGAAUAACGCUAGGAUAACGGAAAGUUUCCUUCUAGUCCUGGGUACAUUACUGUUUCUGCUGAUGGGAGGGAUAUUCCUGACCAAUGUGGACGAUGUACCCUAUCAGUUGGUCAGCAACAACAUAAUACUCGGAGUCCUCGCCAUAUUAACAGCUAUCCUGUUCCUUCUCGACAUAGGACUGCACAGAAAGCAGGCCGGAGAUCAGGAGCAGAAAAAUUUCAAAAAACCACCAGCAAAACUACAAAAAUCGGUGGUCAGUGCACCUAAGGCUCCUCCCGAGAAGAGUUCUGCACCAACAGCUGAGAAAAUUGAUGAGGUAGACAAUAAAAGCAAACAGAAGAAAAGUGUGAUGGGGGAGUUGAGGUCUUCAUUGAAGAAACGAAGUGAAAGGAGCGCAAAUACGAAUGCCGCCACAGAACAGGCGGCCGAAUUUCACGAGAGAGAACGACAACAGAACGAAAUGCAAAUGAGCAGCAGAGAUGACACUCUACCUCAGGUUGGCAGAAGAAAUAUGGAAAACCGAGGAUUUUCGCCCACCCCUGAACGACACCCUAUCAAAGAUAACCACCGAAGAGAACUGGAUCCAGACGAAUUCGAAAAAUCAUUUCCUAAAGUUGAACGACACUCGAACGGUCACUUGAAGAACUCUGAACAUCACACACGUGACGAAAGGUACUAUUCUGAUGACGAUGAGCGUCACAGGAGGAGUACAAUGGUGUUGGAGCCUCAUGAUGACAACAGAUACAACCGGUAUGAAUAUGAGAGGAAAGAUUUACCGAGAGGUAACGGAUAUUUGAAGCAGUAUGACGCAUCUAGACACAAUGAAGAUCAACCCAGAGCGAACGGGUAUUUGAAGCAGCACGAUUCACCAAGAAAUGACGAUCAGAGGUUUAUUGAGCAUUAUAGGGAGCAUGAUUUGUCAAAGGAGUAUGCAAGGCCUUUCGCAAAGGAACGAAGGCAUUCGAUAGAUUAUGUGCAGAAAGAUGAGGAAGCACAUAGGGAAAUUAUGAGGCGGGCUGAUAGGAUGAGGAGGGAUGAUGAUUAUUUUAGAAGAUCCGAGAAAGCACGACGAUCGCACAUUGAGAGGAUGCCGUAUGACGAGGAGAGUCCUAGAUUCCAAAGACGGCGGGAAGAGUACUCAAGCUACAGGGACAGACCCUAUAGGUUUGAUGGUGAGGAUCUGAGUAAACCUCUCUACCAUGAGGGAGAUCGAUGGGAAGGUUAUAGAGGAUACCCAGCGAAUGACACCCCCAAGGAAAGAUUGCCUGAGAAACAAAUGACCAGAAAAUCGCAAGUGAACGAUGAGAAUGACUCAGCGAUGCCACCCAAACACACUGUCGAGGUUGAGAUGGAUGAUCACUUCUACAAACCCAAGGAACUUCAUCCACCAGUGGAAGGGAGGCGGUCAAACGAGGGAGACAAGAGAUUCGAAGGUGACCCCAACCUGCAAGUUUCCAAAGUAACGAGCACAAAAAACGGGAAUCACACUGGGAGUUCUGAUGAUGGCGACUUAAUACCGCAGAUUCCCAGUGUUUCUUUCCUGCUUUCGGAGAGAGGUCGCAAGGUGAUGCCUAGUCUGUCUACGUCGCCAAUUGAGAGAGCUUCAACGCCCAAAUAUUACUUUGCUGAUCCUUCUUCUCCAGGUUAUGUGAAGCAGCAGGCAUCCAAUUGGCCCUCACCAAGCCCCAUCAAUAAUAAGCCAGGAGGUCACUCUCCUACUUGACAGUGACUUUAAAUGUAAUCAUAUUAUACGCUAAAUCAUAGUAUAAGCCUCUCACAAAGAAAUAUUAUUUCUCUUCUGGAGCUUGCGCAGGUUGAGCGAGUCAGUCAUUUUUUAUUUCAAAAGUACAUUUCUGAUUUCAGAAUUAGAGUUUAUAAAAUAUCUCUAUAAAAAUUUAAUAAUUUGAGAAUAAGUGUGAAAUGUUUAGAAAUCGUUUUAGAAACCUUCUAUAACUUACCUCUUAUUCAUGGAUAAUAAUUAUGUAAUAGCAUAGAGGAAAGAGAUUAUUCGUCUAAGGUAAUAAAAGCAAAGAGGAUCGGAAUAGAAAUUCUAGAGGAUCGGAGUUCUAUUCCAAUCAUCUUUGGUAAUAGUGACUCUUGAACGUUCUCUUAACAUUUUUUCCCCAAUUAGGAUGAUUUGUACAAUACAUCUAAGGCUUUUCCUUCAGUAAUACCGUAGAUGAAUAGACAUAUACAGUUUCAGGUGUGUUCUGUAUCACCGAGUAGGAGAUAAUAAGGAAUUUGAAGUUAUCUGAAUCUAUCUAUUUCUCAAUUCAAAAUAAUUUACUUACUGAAUUUGAAUGAUAUUUAUCCAAAUAUGCGAGAAUUACAUCAUAUUAUAGAGAGAUAUAAUAAUUGAAAAAUAUAGUUCAUUGUAAUAUAGGUUUAGAGUUGGAUUGUAUUUUUUUCGAAUACCUGAUUAUAAGCAAUAGUAUAGUUUUGUAAGUUAUUAUUAAAUAAUGAAGUAAUAUUUUGUAAUUAUUUUAUUUGUAUCCUUCUUGUUGUAAUUUAUUUCUUGACAGUGCAAUAAAUAUUAAGAAACCUAAGAUCGCCCCGAUUAUUUCUACUAUUAGUUCAAUGGUUGAAUUUUAAUAUUUAUUAUAAUGUGAGACUUGGAAAAAACCUAGAAUCAAAUAAAGAGCAAAAUCAAAUCACAUCUAUACUUUUAGAAUAUUAAAAGAGGAUUAACAUGUAAUAUUAAUUUUUACAGUGUAAUUUCAUGUACUACUCGUACAUCUGUCUAUUAACAAUCUUGAAAGCACAACUUCAAGAAUACUGUAAUUUAAUUUUAUUAUAAUAAUGCAAGUAAUCGAUGAUUUUAUAUUCUUGAAAAAAUUAUUUAUUUAUUUACUGUGAAUUAUAAACCACAAUAUAAUUAAGAGUUUGUCAUUAGCCAAUAAAACUGUCUACUUUAGAUAAUCACUAUCACUAACACAAAGUUUGAUUUUCCGCGAAGAAAUUUAACAAAUGAAAUGUAAAUUCUCAAAAAUAAUGUAAAUAAAUUAUUAUUGAUUGUA